AUGCCUCCGCGAAAGCGCGCCGCAGAGCGCGUACAGGCCGAUACUUUUCUACCUGAACUCCCCGCUAAAAUUGCGGAUAUUUUCGAAACUGUGCAAUCCAACCGAUCUUCGUGGACAAGGAACAACGUCAUUCUAUACAAGCUACACGUUCAGGCAUCGGAGAUAACGGAGGAUGUUGGACAAGGACGAGUGAAAGUUAUUGGACUUCGAGCGUUCGAGGAUGCAGUCUUGGCCUGUGUCUGUGAGAUCAUGGGGUUGAAGAAGGGCGUCGCGGUGGGCGAUCGGGCGAAUGCUUUUUUGGCAGGCUAUGCCGGCUACGUCGCAGAACAAUCGAAGGACGCGACGCUUGCUGAGCACUUCGUCAACAAGCUCUUUAGAGAGCUAAAACCCGGCCUCAGAGCGAAGUCCGCCCCCGCGCGCUUCCGGUCAGCACAACUCAUAGCCGGAAUGCUCCGUUCCCUUGAGAACUGGGACGAGAAGGUGGUCUAUGGAUUUCGGGAGGAGAUGGUGGACAGGCUGAACGACAAGGAGGCCGCCAUCAGGGUGCAGGCCGUCCUGGCUCUGGCCAGCAUCUGCGCAGACGAGGCGGAGUGGGAAGGCGACGAACUCUCCCUUGCGGAUAUGUUGUCCGAUGUGCUCACACACGAUAACGCUCCCGACGUCCGCCGUGCCGCACUUGCCAACAUUCCUGUGACGCCGGAAACUUUGCCACACGUCUUAUCCCGAACACGCGACUCGGAUACCGUCACUCGGCGUUUCGUCUAUCAAGGCGUACUCGAGAAGCAAAUCCACCAGCCAGACUCCGAAGACCCAAAGAAGAUGACGUUUGGUCCAACCCAUCCUCGCGUAUUGAGUAUCGCACAACGCGAAGAGAUCCUCCGCGCUGGGCUGGCGGACCGUGCCGAUAACGUACGCGAGGCUGCAGCUGCGCUCGUCAGGGCAUGGGUUAGCGUUGCACAUGAACGACCAGCCAAGUCCGAAGACGACGAAGACGACAAUACGAUACUCAAAGCAGAGGAUAAGGACGAGCAGAUGCCACAAGCUGCGAACGCUCAAGGCGACGGAGAGCAAGAGGACCAGAAGCUCGUGUUAACAUCUGACGAGGUGAAAGCACGCAAGACGGAGAAGGUUCAGAGCGAUCUUUGCAUGUUCCUCAGGUCGUUCGAUCUUGCCGCUGGCAGUACGGAUGUAGCUCAAAGCGCGCUCUUGAGCGUCUUCGCCACGGACAAGGAGCGCUUCUCACAGCUUAAUCUGACAGAGGACUGGUGGAACACUCUCACGCCCGAACGCGUUUUCCUUGGACGCGUGUAUGUCGAGUAUUGCACGGACAAGAAGUUACACGAACGGGUCGACGACGCGCUUCCGCCUGUCACGGCAUUGGCCUUUCAUCUACAAGGCGCUUACAACAAACUCAUUGAGCUUCCCGAGCCGGAAGGUGACGAAGACGAGGUUGCCGCCUUCGCGCGGGAAGACGCGUUGUUCACCGUCAAAGAGAUGUUGGCAGUCGCAAAGAUCCAUGACUAUACAGACGAAGCAGGCCGCCGGCGUAUGUUCAAGCUCGUGCGGGAUAUGGUGGCCCAGGAAGCCCUGCCAGACGAACUGGUCACGCCCUCCCUCGACGUUCUCCGUCUACUCUGUGGUGGAGAGAAAGAGCUUAUCAUGCUCAUCGUCGAGAUCAUCAUCGACCUCCGUGACCUGGUCAAGAUCCCCGUGGACGGCGCCCAACCCGAGCUGGACGCUUCUCAGGAUGAGAGCGGGAGCACUGCGAAUGCUAUGCCGAUGUAUAAGCGCCGUGACGAGAUGACUGAAGAGGAGUGCCAGCGGUCGGACGCAAUGGACGUACGGUGCUUGGACCUGUGCAUCGGGAUGCUCGAGCGUGUGAACGGCACGGUCGACGACCACCCCUCGCUCAAUGGCCUCGUUACAGACUUCAUCGUACCGUCCGUCCGCAGGCGUGAGCUCACAUUCCGCGAGAAGGGGUUACACUGCCUUGGUCUUGUGGCGCUCAUCAACCCUGGCAUGGCGCCCACCGCCAAUACUCUCUUCAGGCAACACCUCGCGCCUCAAGGACCGGGGCAGCUCCCGCCGCCCGCCCUCAUCAAGCGUCGAUUGCUGGAGAUCGUCGUCGACGUCGCUAUGGUACACUCGCAGAAGCUCAAAACUAGUGACGAUGGCGGCAAGCCGAUCGCCGACUUUAUACUCUCCUUCGCGGAUGAAGACGAGCAAUGGGAUGUCCAGGCCAAAGCUGUCAUCGGCGUUGUCAAGCUGCUGUUUGCUGGUAUGAUCACUGAGCCGCAGGUUCUUGGAGAUCUCUGGCUCCAAUACAUCUCGCCGCAUACGCGUGAGAACCACUCGCUUCGACAAUGCCUCGCUUACUUCUUCGAGAAGUAUUGUCUAGCGAGCCCGGUGUUCCAGAGGCGGAUGAUGACGCAAUUCGUACCGGUAUACAAGCAGCUCGUCCAUGCACACCGGACGAGCGAGGAGGACGUGGCGCAGUACCUCGUUCAACUGCCCGUCUUCGUCGAUAUGUUCUUGAACUACGUCAACCCCGCCAGCUCUCACGAAGUACCCGGCCGCAAGGAGGACGAGGAUAUCCACAUCGACCUGGCUAUCAACGUAUUGAGGGAGCUGCUCAAGCCGGAGAAGUUCGGACAUGGGUUCGAGCCUGAUCCGCAUGCUGAUCCGCCGGAGCCUAUCGACCAGACGCUCGACAAGACGGACCGCAAGAUCCUCUGCAACAUCUUCAAAUCCGAGAAACUCUAUCUACCCAUUGACGCCGACGACCACGCAGUCCGCACCCUCAAACUCCUGGUAUCCCAGACUCUCGCACGUCGCCCGAUCAAGGACAGCGCCGCCAUGAAUGCCAUAGCCAAGUUUGACACUAAACUGGACGAUCGGUAUGGCGAGGCGCAACUUGACGGGUUCUCGGAGGAGGACGCGCGGAAGCUCGAAAAGCUCGAGAAGUUGUUCGAGUUCCUUGAUGAUCUCAUCCCGCUGGACGACGAGGAAGAGGACUUUCCUAUCGAGCCGAGGAAGAGGGGAAAGCCGAAGAGGAAUGCGAGGUCGGCGAGCGUGGCUAGUACGACUACGGAUGAGGAGAGCGACGCGACUGUCACUGGUAAAGGCAAGGGGAAAAAGAGCGCGAAGGGGCGCGGCAAGAGGAGGAGGCUGAGUGAAGAGGACGAGGAGGAGAGCGAUGAGGAGGAGGACGACGAUGACGGCGCGUCGAGGGCGAGUGCGCCGCCCAGUUCUGCGCCCACGCGCUCGAUGCCGAGACGCGCAGCGACGAAGAAGGUCGACAUGACGCCCAUGAAGCUCGAGGGCGUGGACGAAGAAGACGAGGAUGAGGAUGAGGACGAGGAUGAUGAAGAGGCGACGCCGGUGCCGAAGCGCGGGGCGGGAAGGAAGCAGGCGUAUGUUCUGAUACGCUCAAGAAGGAAGCCAUCGCUGGAUCCUAGCGAGAGUGGAGGGGAGAGCAAUCCUGUCGUCGUACCUGAUACGUCUGACGUGGAGGACCAGGAGGUGGACGACUUGUUGUUGGACGAGGACGAGUAG
Messenger RNA from Peniophora sp. CBMAI 1063, 3555 nucleotides. Lineage: Eukaryota; Fungi; Basidiomycota; Agaricomycetes; Russulales; Peniophoraceae. The record is from the annotation of a GenBank genome assembly.